Messenger RNA from Propithecus coquereli (Coquerel's sifaka), 2158 nucleotides. It is a transcript of the gene APCDD1, whose product is annotated as adenomatosis polyposis coli down-regulated 1. Gene Ontology annotation, molecular function: Wnt-protein binding. NCBI's taxonomy places the organism in Eukaryota, Metazoa, Chordata, Mammalia, Primates, Indriidae. Gene Ontology annotation, biological process: negative regulation of Wnt signaling pathway. The transcript is spliced from 5 exons. The record is from RefSeq and is a predicted model, not a curated record. Gene Ontology annotation, cellular component: plasma membrane. Bases 136 to 1518 code for a protein of 460 amino acids.
AGAUACCUGUUCCCGGCCCUCCUGCUUCACGGGCUGGGAGAGGGUUCUGCCCUCCUUCAUCCGGACAGCAGAUCCCAUCCUAGGUCCUUUGAGAAAAGUGCCUGGAGGGCUUUCAAGGAGUCACAGUGCCAUCACAUGCUGAAACAUCUCCACAAUGGCGCACGGAUCACUGUGCAGAUGCCGCCUACGAUCGAGGGCCACUGGGUCUCCACGGGCUGCGAAGUAAGGUCAGGCCCAGAGUUCAUCACAAGGUCUUACAGAUUCUACCACAAUAACACCUUCAAGGCCUACCAGUUUUAUUAUGGCAGCAACCGGUGCACGAACCCCACCUACACGCUCAUCAUCCGCGGCAAGAUCCGCCUCCGCCAGGCCUCCUGGAUCAUCCGAGGGGGCACCGAAGCCGACUACCAGCUGCACAACGUCCAGGUUAUCUGCCACACGGAGGCGGUGGCCGAGAAGCUCGGCCAGCUGGUGAACCGCACCUGCCCGGGCUUCCUCGACGCCGGCGGCCCCUGGGUGCAGGACGUGGCCUACGACCUGUGGCGGGAGGAGAACGGCUGCGAGUGCACCAAGGCCGUGAGCUUCGCCAUGCACGAGCUCCAGCUCAUCCGGGUGGAGAAGCAGUACCUGCACCACAACCUGGACCACCUUGUCGAGGAGCUCUUCCUCGGCGACAUUCACACCGACGCCACCCAGAGGAUGUUCUACCGGCCGUCCAGUUACCAGCCCCCGCUGCAGAAUGCCAAGCACCACGACCACGCCUGCAUAGCCUGUCGGAUCAUCUACCGGUCGGACGAGCACCACCCACCCAUCCUGCCCCCGAAGGCUGACCUGACCAUCGGCCUGCACGGCGAGUGGGUGAGCCAGCGCUGCGAGGUGCGCCCCGAAGUCCUCUUCCUCACCCGCCACUUCAUCUUCCACGACAACAACAACACCUGGGAGGGGCACUACUACCACUACUCGGACCCCGUCUGCAAGCACCCCACCUUCACCAUCUACGCCCGAGGCCGCUACAGCCGUGGCGUGCUCUCCUCCAGGGUCAUGGGAGGCACAGAGUUCGUGUUCAAAGUGAAUCACAUGAAGGUCACCCCCAUGGAUGCGGCCACAGCCUCGCUCCUCAACGUCUUCAACGGGAAUGAGUGUGGGGCCGAGGGCUCCUGGCAGGUGGGCGUCCAGCAGGAUGUGACGCCCACCAACGGCUGCGUGGCCCUGGGAAUCAAACUACCUCACACGGAAUACGAGAUCUUCAAAAUGGAGCAGGACGCCCGGGGCCGCUAUCUGCUGUUCAACGGCCAGAGGCCCAGCGACGGCUCCAGCCCCGACAGGCCGGAGAAGAGAGCCACGUCCUACCAGAUGCCCCUGGUGCAGUGUGCCUCCUCUUCGCCCAGAGCCGAAGACCUCUCGGAGGACAGCGGAAGCCGCCAGUACGGCCGGGCGCCUGCGUGCGGUCCCCGGGCCCUGCUGCUCGCUGCGCUCGCCUGCCUGCUGACUCUCCCGCGUUGGAACAUCCUCAGAUAGGAGUUUUUAGAAAGUUACAUUUUUUCAAGCCAGGAUUCCUUACAACUUACAGAUUUUCUUUACCAAAAGAAAGGCCAUUUAUUGUUUUGAUGCACUUGAAUGCCUGAGAACUGUCGCUCCCUUUCUCCUCUCCCUCCCUCCCCAGCCCUGAGUCAUGAACAGCCAGUGUUUGAAGUUUCCGCUUUGAACUCCGUCCAGCCUGAUCCCUGGCCUGAGCGACUUCACAGCAGUAAUUGAACUUUAAGACAGCAGAGAGUUUCGGGCUAGCGUGUUUGGUAGCAGGGCUGAGAGCAAGAGCCUCUUAUUUUUUUCCUCUUUAUUGUAUUUCGGAGUUGAACUUAGGAGAAACAAAUAUCAAGCUACAACUUUUCCUGCCAUUUUACUGUGGUUGCAUCCUGUCCUCUGAAACUGCUUUACUCUGAGUUGUAUAUGCUGGGAUCGAUGCAGAGCUGAUCUGGGACUGGGAUCCGGACACCUUUUGUUAACAAGCAAGAGACCCGGUGUAGAUAUGUACAUAUGAAGACACACGGCUGAACCACCUUUACAACCCUAUGCAAAACAGGAGAGAAUCAAAGCUUUCAUUUCAGAAAGGUCGAGUGGAAAAGUGCCUGUAAUUAAAGUUUCAAAGUAAUUUAAGCUA